AUGGCCCGAUACGCUUCCGCCAAGAAACGCGCCGCCGACUCUGAUGAUGAGCCUGAGAUUGCGACUAAGAGAGUCAAGAAUGCGACGUCUGUCGAAUCCGAUGGCAAAGAUGACGAUGGAAACCCCUUCUGGGAGCUAUCCAACAAGCGCCGCGUUGGAGUGUCAGAUUUCAGUAGCAAGACGUUUGUCAACAUCCGAGAGUACUACGAGAAAGAUGGCAAGACUUUGCCCGGCAAAAAGGGCAUCUCGCUCAGCAUUGAGCAGUACAAUGCUUUUCUGAAGGCUGUGCCGCGUAUCAAUGCUGCUUUGCGUGCCAAGGGUCUCGUUGUUGAAGGUGACACUGAGGAACUUGACACAGCUAUGGAGAUCGUCCCUACAAAAGUCAAGAGAGAACAAAAGAAGUCGCCAAAGGCCAACAUUGAGACUACCAGCGAAGAGGAGGACUAA
Molecule: messenger RNA, 447 nt
Organism: Fusarium pseudograminearum CS3096
Lineage: Eukaryota; Fungi; Ascomycota; Sordariomycetes; Hypocreales; Nectriaceae
Exons: 3
Coding region: 1-447 (148 amino acids)
Biological process (GO): positive regulation of transcription initiation by RNA polymerase II
Molecular function (GO): DNA binding; transcription coactivator activity
Source: RefSeq, a predicted model, not a curated record